Messenger RNA from Sycon ciliatum, 522 nucleotides. RefSeq names its product HSPB1-associated protein 1-like. The annotation marks the transcript as partial. The record is from RefSeq and is a predicted model, not a curated record. Gene Ontology annotation, molecular function: 2-oxoglutarate-dependent dioxygenase activity. Lineage: Eukaryota; Metazoa; Porifera; Calcarea; Leucosolenida; Sycettidae. The transcript has 2 exons.
AUGGAAAAUGGCCAAAGACCGAACUUACCUCGCAGCAAUCCGUUCCAUCCAUUCCCGUACGACAAAGUGUGCGUGUAUGCUGGCUACAAAGAAAUGCUUCAGCUGUUUGGUGUCGGGUCGCCCGUCUUUGAGAUUGUUGACUGGCAGUGUGUGGGGUUACCAGGCCGCGACGGCAGCAAAUCAGUCUUCUGGAUGGGCACCAAGGGCGCAUACACACCUUGUCACUACGACACAUAUGGUUACAAUGUUGUUACGCAGCUGUACGGAAGGAAACGCUGGACGCUGUAUCCGCCAUCAGAUGAACGAUACCUGUAUCCAACACGCAUUCCGUACGAAGAAUCCAGUGUCUUCAGCGCAGUCGACCAUAAGCAGCCUGAUAGCACCAAAUACCCACUGUUUGCAGGGGCUACAAAGUAUGAGGUGGUACUGGAGCCUGGCGAUGUUCUCUUCGUGCCAAACCACUGGUGGCACUUGGUGGAGUCUUUGGAGACCUCGAUCAGUGUUAACACUUGGGUUGAACAG